Molecule: messenger RNA, 3418 nt
Organism: Bombus pyrosoma
Lineage: Eukaryota; Metazoa; Arthropoda; Insecta; Hymenoptera; Apidae
Gene: Dpp10
Product: prolyl endopeptidase FAP
Exons: 18
Coding region: 484-3147 (887 amino acids)
Biological process (GO): proteolysis
Molecular function (GO): serine-type peptidase activity; dipeptidyl-peptidase activity
Source: RefSeq, a predicted model, not a curated record
UCAUUCUUAAAAAUGGCUAUAUCGAAACACAUUGAUUUAUGUCACUUUGUUAAUAUCAAAUUUAGAUGAAAUAAAUCCAAGAGAUUUUAAUUGAGCAUUCGUAGAAUGCAGUAUCUUUGAUAGAACGGGUAAUUAUUAAUGACAGAAACCCGAUGAUCCCAUUCACGCCAAAAAUUAAUUUAAAAAUAGAGGAAUGAAAAAAGAAAAGGAUAGAAGCGCGCAGCAUCAAUAACGCGCAGGCUUCGUUCUUCCAGCAUCAACGGGGACAAUCUCCAUAUCAGUAAUUCAGUACCGAACAUUUUGCACGGUGCAAGGUGGAAGGUGGAAGUCAGCGGGUUGCAACGUGCUGCAGGAUUGUUACGCAUAUACUGUAUUUACCUUCGUUCUUCGUUUUCUCUCGUCUCUUCCGUUGUUGUGUUUCUUUUGUUUUAUAUAUAUGUCAGUGUGUGUAUCUAAGCAUCAGGAUAUCGAUCUCCUUCUCCGAUGGCAGAUCACGAUAACAUUUACGACGACGAGGACGUGGAAAUUAUGAAGCUCCUUGAUCUUGUAUCAGCGAAUCCAAAUCAAAGGAAUUGGCGUGGCAUUUUGAUAGCUCUUCUUGUGAUCGUUGCGGUCCUGACUUUAAUUGUGACAUCGGUUGCCUUAUUGACACCGCCAGAUGAGGGUCCCAGGGUACGAGGUGCUAGAAUAAGACUUUCUGAGGUACUCUCUGGAGAAUUAACACCUCUCUUCUUCAAUGGAUCAUGGGUAAGCGGGCAGCACAUUUGCUAUCGAGAUGUAUGGGGUGGAAUUUCGCUAUUACACGUUUCCCCAAAAAACAUCACUUCCCGCAGUUUAAUGUCCAAUGAGACUUUUAGGAGACUGAAUCCCGCCAAGUUCUCAUUGUCACCGGAUCGUAAUUAUUUACUCCUUGCGUACAAUGUGAAGAAACUGUUCCGAUACUCGUAUUUAGCACAAUAUAAAAUUUAUGACGUAAAUACAGGAGAAAUUAUACCAUUGACUCCACAUCCUGAGAAGGAUAUCCACCCUUACCUUUUGUUGGCACAAUGGACUCCACGUGAUCAUGGUUUAGUUAUGGUUCAGGAUUAUGAUAUUUAUUAUAUAACAAGCCCUAAAAGUAAUACAGGAUAUCGUGUUACUGAUACAGCAGUUCCUGGUAUUUUGUCAAAUGGAUUGCCUGAUUGGCUAUAUGAAGAAGAGAUUUUACAUCGUGCAGAAGCAAUUUGGAUGUCAUCAGAUGGCCAUAUGAUGUUAUAUGCCUCCUUCAAUGAUUCACUUGUUGACGAAAUGCAUAUAUCUUGGUUUGGGGAAGGAUACAAAGCUUUGUACCCUCAUAUACGAUCUUUGCGUUAUCCUAAGCCAGGAACACCAAAUCCUAUGGUACGACUCUAUGUAGCAGACUUGGCAGAUCCAAAGAACAUUCAUACGAAGGUAGUGAAACCGCCACCUAUCAUCGAGCAUGUAGAACAUUACUUUACAACGGCUUCUUGGAUUUCUUCAACGGAAGUCUGCAUAACAUGGUUGACCCGUGCACAAAAUCUUUCUGUUGUGACUAUUUGCAAGAGCCCUUCGUGGCAUUGUCAGGAAAUUCAAAAGAUAGCAGCUGAAGGUCGUGGUUGGGUAGACACUCCUCCAGAAGCACCUAUUUUUUCAGCAAAUGGCAGUAGUUACAUUGCUAUAAGCCCAAUAAAGGAUGGUCCAACUGGUUAUUUCAAACAUAUUGUUUGGGUAAAUGUUGCCCAAAAAUUAGUCGUUCCACUUACUCAUGGAAAAUUUGAAGUUACACAAAUAGUAGCAUGGGAUCAGCCUAAUAAUACCAUAUACUUUAUAGGUAUUCCACCUAUGAGACCAGGACAGAGGCAUCUUUAUUAUGUGAGUUCAUUAUUACCACACGUGGGUUCGUCUCUACAUCCUGCUGUUUGUGUUACUUGUACACCAACAUCAGAAGGAAAUCGAAAUAAACAUAGAACAGCUUCAUCUGGUCAUCAUAGUGCUUGGUCUGACAAUAAUUACAUACAUGAUCAUUAUGAAACACAAACAGAAAGUAUACAAGAUAAAUAUGUCGGACAGCUAAAGGAAAACGUUACAAAGAAACAGAAGGCGAAAGCAUUCAUUACGCCAGAAUUUACCGAUCAACCUUGUCAAUAUCACAAUGCCAUUUUCCCACCAGUUGGAACUGAUUAUUUUGUUUUGGAAUGUUAUGGGCCUGGUAUACCCACUGUUACUUUAUAUAAAACUAAUUUUCCUAUGCCACGUCUUAUCUAUGUCUUACAGAAUAAUACAUUAUUACGUGAACGAGUUGCUAAACUUGCACUCCCACAAAUAAAAACAUUUCCUGUUCAAAUAAGUGGUGGAUAUAAUGCACAAGUAAAAUUGCAUUUACCACCUGGACUGAGAGAAGAUGAAAUCACCAGAUAUCCUUUAAUCGUACAAGUGUAUGGUGCACCAGGUUCACAGCUAGUAACAGAAACGUUUAAAAUUGAUUGGAAUACUUAUUUGGCUAGUAGAAAAAAUAUGAUUGUUGCACAAAUUGAUGGGAGAGGUAGCGGAGGCCAAGGCUAUAAGUUUCUUCACGAAGUGUACUAUAGACUCGGCUCUGUAGAAGUUGCUGAUCAACUUGAAGUGACUGAGUAUUUGCGGGAUUCAUUGCAUUUCGUGGAUAAGCAACGAGUGGCCGUUUGGGGUUGGAGUUAUGGAGGUUUCGUAGCUGCCCUUGCGCUGGCGCAUCCUGGGCAAGAUGUCUUUGAAUGUGGUAUAAGUGUAGCACCUAUUGUUUCAUGGAAACUUCAUGAUUCAGCAUAUGCUGAAAGAUACAUGGGUUUACCAGAUGUUAUAGCGAAUUAUAAAGGAUACGCCGAGUCAGAUGUGUAUGAGAAAGUGGAAAAUUUACGAAAUAAAAUGUUUUAUUUAGUGCAUGGCACUGCAGAUGAUAACGUCCAAUUUCAACAAUCCAUGGCACUUACGCAUUACCUUGCAAAAAAGGACAUACUUUUCCGACAACAGGUGUAUCCAGACGUGGGUCAUACAUUAGCAGGAGUGAAAGGUCACCUCUACUUAUCAAUGGCUCAAUUUUUGGAUGAUUGUUUCCAGAAACAAGUACCUACUGAUACAAAACCUGGUCUCAUCAGUGGUGGAGCUUGUCUGUAGUUGUAAAUAAUGUGAUCUAAAAAUGAUCUACUUGUGAAGGAAGUCUAUACACAAAAAUUACACCUAAAUAUCUCCAAAUUGUGUUCCGUUUAUUGAUACCUUUAGGAGAAGAAUAUUUUCGCAUUAUUUUGUAUAUCGACUAAAUAUUAUAAGAAAAUGGUGUAAAUACAUAAAAUUAUGUUUGUUAUAUUUUAAAUUGGAGAUCAAAUCUAAAUGAAUGAAAGUGAUAAAUUCUAACAUUAUUAAACAGAUAUUAAUACAUUACAUGUAA